UGUAUGCUCUGGCUGCCUCUGCAUAAAGCCGAGGGAUGACUGUGGGGAAAAGGAGGAGAAUUUGAGAAAUGAGACCAGGCAAUAAGUUAAAAUCAGUCUUGCUUUUAAAACGAGCAUUUGCUUUCAUAGCAAACUGCAAAAAAUAUUAAUUUAGAAAAGUUUAAUAUUGAGAGUCUAAAAGAGUCUAGCAGAAGAAUCUGACUGUUUAAAGAAAUUAAAGAGCAUCAACCAGGGAAACAAUGCUGGAGAAUCCUCUGACUUUGAUGCUACAGGUAUACUAUUUAUAAGACACCACGAUGGAAACUUGGUCAGUGGAUCAGGUCUGCAGUUGGUUGGUGGAGAAAAAUUUAGGAGAGCUAGUUCCCAGGUUUCAAGAGGAAGAAAUAAGUGGGGCCGCUCUUCUAGCACUUAACGAUCGGAUGGUUCAGCAACUGGUGAAGAAAAUUGGUCACCAGGCUGUCCUGAUGGAUUUAAUUGAAAAAUCUAAGCAGAACAGCCAAGAACAGAAGUCUCUUGGGUCCCCGAAGGAGACUGCUGCAGGCACAGGAGCAGAAGCAGCCCUAGGUAACAGGGUGGAGCAGUCCUGCCGUCCAGCCAGCUGUGGGGAGCAGGCGCCAUCUUCCCACCCAGCUGGAAGCCUUGAUGAUGGACUCAUUGACCAAAGAGUAUUGAAACAGAGGAGAAACAUGAGGCACAUUCUAGCGAGGAAUAAAGCAUUGCAAUGGGCCCGGUCCUAUGUGUUACCAGAGUUUCCCUACGAUGUCCAGUGCAUGCUGGCAGAGCAGAAGUGUCCCGAUCACAGCACGAGGAUAAGGAUCAUCGAGUUUCUCCAGGCUGACAUGACCAAGUAUCUAGAAGGCUCGCUGUAUCCCACAACCCAGCAGUACAACGAUGUGGUCAGCGCCCUGCUGCAGGCCCACCCCUUCCUGGAUGAGGACGGCUGCGGCUUUUUUUUAUGGAAAAGAGCCCUCAAAGAUCGCUUUAAAUAUGUUCGAAGACCCAUAGAGGAUGAUGAACAAGUUAUGAGAAAUAAAUACAAAUUUGGACACCGAAGAGGCCAGACAAGAAAAACUCUUGUUGAUACAAGAUAUGAUGAAAUUAAAACUGUCCAAAUAAAAGUAAGAUCUGAUCUUUCAAUGUUAUGAAAA
Molecule: messenger RNA, 1148 nt
Organism: Cavia porcellus (domestic guinea pig)
Lineage: Eukaryota; Metazoa; Chordata; Mammalia; Rodentia; Caviidae
Gene: Samd3
Product: sterile alpha motif domain containing 3
Exons: 6
Coding region: 297-1145 (282 amino acids)
Molecular function (GO): protein binding
Source: RefSeq, a predicted model, not a curated record